AUGAUACUCUUUUCAAAGUUCUCCAUGGAGAACAGAAAGAAGGACGUUCAGGAUGAUCUUGUUGCACUCUCCAUUCAUUCCGACAGCAACAAGAAUGGCAGCAUCAACAUGGAUGUUUGUACACGUCCACAAAUGAUGAUCAAGUUCUCGGAAUUGUCUUCUGAAAUUUUGAUGCAAAUCGCUCCGUUUUUGAGUUUGUUUGCGUUUGCGAAAUGUCAUUCCUCUCUGUUGCUAUUGUUGUUCAAUCAGACCAAAAACAUGGAAAAAGUACCACAAGAUAAGGAAGAACAUGCAGAGGAAGGUUGGGAAUUUAUGUUGGUUCAGUUGACUAGUAUUUGGAAACCACUCAUGUGUUAUUACUUUCCAAAAUUUGAAAAAUCUCUCAACAUUAAAAAUUGGAAGCAUGUGUUGAGAAGAAGAAUUGAGCAUUUGAUGCUUUAUUCUCCAACAAAACUUCCUCUUACACCAAAGGAUCCAUCAAGAUCUUGCUUUGAAACUCUCUUGCCCUUCAAAAUUAUGAAGAGAACUUUAUUGAAAAUUGUGAAUGGAUUUAUAAGUGUCCACUAA
Naegleria fowleri is the source of this 567-nucleotide messenger RNA. RefSeq lists its product as uncharacterized. The coding region runs from base 1 to 567 and encodes 188 amino acids. Lineage: Eukaryota; Heterolobosea; Eutetramitea; Acrasida; Naegleriidae. The record is from RefSeq and is a predicted model, not a curated record. The transcript has a single exon.